AUGCCAUCCUCCACCCCCGAUGCGCUUGAAUCCGAUCUUCUCACCAAACUCUCUGCAACAUCUGCUCUCGAAGACCUGCAGGAAUCCUUACUCGGCUCAUUACACCGCGUCGGCUGGACUGAGCGGGUCACCAGCCUCGCCACUGAACUGCUGCGCGCUGGCCGCUGCGAGACCUUUGACGAUGUAAUGGAAGCUGUGGUUGCCUCAGCAGAAGGAAGAAGUCAUCCAGCAUUGGGACCAAAACAUUCAGAGAAGAACGGGGACUCAACUACGAAUGGGACCAAAGAGGGGAAAGCCAAUGGGACAAAGAAAGGCAGCUCGGAUGGGGACAAAAGCUCAGAGGAGGGGUCAUUCGACUCUUUGAAGUAUAUUGAAGAAGUAGAUGUGCGAAUUCCGGAUUCUGUGGUGGAUGAGGGUGUUCGUGGAUUGAAAGACAUAUUGAGAGAUAUGGUGGACCUCGAGGAUGAGGCUCCGAACGGGGACAAGAAAUGA
Molecule: messenger RNA, 492 nt
Organism: Penicillium malachiteum
Lineage: Eukaryota; Fungi; Ascomycota; Eurotiomycetes; Eurotiales; Aspergillaceae
Exons: 1
Coding region: 1-492 (163 amino acids)
Source: RefSeq, a predicted model, not a curated record